Triticum turgidum subsp. durum (durum wheat) is the source of this 600-nucleotide messenger RNA. The record is from the annotation of a GenBank genome assembly. Lineage: Eukaryota; Viridiplantae; Streptophyta; Magnoliopsida; Poales; Poaceae.
AUGGAGGGCGUUGGCGCGCGGUUAGGGCGCUCGUCGGCCCGUUACGGCCCCGCGAUGACGUUCACGGGGCCCGUUAGGAAGUGGCGGAAGGAAUGGGUCACCAUCUCCGCCGCCACGGCCACGGCCACCUCCGCCGCGGCCUCCUCCACCGGGACUGGAUCUCGUGGAAAUAACCUCAUCCUGUUCAAGUGGACCCCGCUGAACGGCGCCAACGAAGGAGAUGAGGAGCAGACGGCACCGGCGAAGACGGCCACGAGAAGGCGGCGGUACGUGCCGGUUUCUGUAGUUCAAGAUCAAAGGCAAGAAUCUGCCAAAUCUGAUGAUGAGAACAAGGCUAAUGAUGGAGAACCUUCAUCUACGGAAACUGAGCAGUCUAUUGGGAAAACUAAUAUGGAUGAUAUACUUAUGGAUGAGUCCCAGGCAUCAGAUGAGGUUCGAGAUUCUGGAAAUUUCGUUGGUGGAACCGAUCUAAAUCUGAACUUAGGUCCGAAAGACCCCGACGGUGAAGAUGAAGGUGAUACAGGUAAGCAACACGAGGCUCGAACAGAACACAGAUUGAAGAGGAAAUCUGUUACCCCUGACCUCGAGAUGAGAAUGUAA